UUAACAACUCAUAACCAUCAUCACUAUACAAAGCAAAUACCUCUUCUACAGACUGGAACAUCUUCGUUCUUGAAAAUUAAUCUUUCAAAAAGUUUUAACUACACCAAAAAAUAUGGAAGCAGCAUCGCUUCUUUCUUCUUCUUGCUUCACUGCCUCUUCCCUUCCUUCAUCUCUUUGUCCUCAAAAUCUCCACCACAGGGACCUGUUUCCAUUAACUGUAAAUCCUCAGAGAUGUCGAAUAGCUGUUGUCUGUAAAAAGUUGAGCUUCUGCACAAAGGCAGCAGUUAGAGGAAAUGUGCAGUCAACAGGAGUUCCAACUUCUGUUCCAGUAAGAGUAGCACAUGAGCUUCAUCAAGCUGGGCAUCGAUAUUUGGAUGUUAGGACUCCUGAAGAGUUCAAUGCAGGGCAUGCCCCUGGGGCUAUUAACAUCCCUUACAUGUACAAAGUUGGAUCAGGAAUGAUAAAGAACCCCAAUUUUCUGACGGAAGUAUCAUCACAUUUUGGAAAAUAUGAUGAAAUUAUUGUUGGGUGUCAGCUUGGGAAAAGGUCUCUAAUGGCAGCCAGCGAUCUUUUAGCUGAUGGCUUUACUGCCGUUACGGACAUUGCUGGAGGGUAUGCGGCCUGGACUCAGAAUGGGCUUCCAACAGAAUGAUGAUGCAGCAGGCUUGCGGAGAAUGAGUUGCUGAUAGACACAAUAAAGUUGGCAGACAAAAACUAUAUGCCAAGUAAGGAAAAGAUCUCACAAAAUGUAGCCACUGAAUAACCAGAAAGCAGUAAAUAUUACAUUUACCGAAUGUAUGUGAACGUGAAUGUCUGGAGAAAAUCGUUCCUGUUGUUCUGUACGGAAAAGGAAACAAACAAAUAAUAGACGAUUGGAACUUGUGGACUUUGUACAUGUAAACCUCUACUUUUUCUCUUGAUAUAAAUAUCGCUUCUUGCCUA
This is a messenger RNA of Durio zibethinus, 942 nucleotides long. Its product is annotated as thiosulfate sulfurtransferase 16, chloroplastic-like. The record is from RefSeq and is a predicted model, not a curated record. Lineage: Eukaryota; Viridiplantae; Streptophyta; Magnoliopsida; Malvales; Malvaceae.